This is a messenger RNA of Daldinia decipiens, 470 nucleotides long. RefSeq lists its product as uncharacterized. The coding region runs from base 182 to 433 and encodes 83 amino acids. The record is from RefSeq and is a predicted model, not a curated record. The transcript is spliced from 2 exons. NCBI's taxonomy places the organism in Eukaryota, Fungi, Ascomycota, Sordariomycetes, Xylariales, Hypoxylaceae.
CUGACAUGCAUCUUUGCCUCUUUAGGGCCACAUCAAAAAAGACAUCAGGUAUUGGAAGAUUCCGUGAGACUGGGACGAGAUCGGUCGUUUAAUGCAAUACCUUCCCGUCCUACUUCAACUUACACUACUUCUUUCUUUACCACACAUUUACGCCUUUCACUUGCUGCAUGGCAAUUAGCAAAUGUGUUGUCUAUUACACUCGCUUUAUCUCUACCUAGUAUUCACUCACUUAUCAAGGCUUCAAGGCUUCUGCAAAGUACCCCAAGCUACGAAACAGAUAGACAAGUUAACAAGCCAACUCGUAAGCGUCAGUUGUGACAACUCGACAGCAGCCGCUCGAUCCACUGUUCGAUUUUCCUCUCAGCCCUCCUCCCCAGGUCGCAUAACUGGCGGAAGGACAGAGCGAAUCCUUACCUUUGGCGAUCGUUUCUGAAACAAUCCAUUAUUUAAGAACUGAUGAGAGCGGGAAA